AAUUCGCAUCCCAUGGAUCACUUCCUCGCCCAAAGCUUAUAGAGACGCACAAUUACAAAAUAGUUAACACCCAGUCACCAAGUGCACGCAUAAACUGUCUUCACAAUACGUACCCGCCCUGACCAGCCACUCAUCUCUCUCUCCCCUUCACUCUUUGCCUAUGAGACUCCCCUUCCCGAAUAUUCACUCCCAUUGCACUUCCCAUAGACUUCCCCCUCUCCCCUUCUCUUUGCCACUCUUUAAGCCCACUCCUCGCCGUCCUCCCCGGUGGGUCCGCAUGGACUCAUCCGCUGGACCCACUACUACUACCUCCGUCCAUCAUUUUCACCGCCGCCAGAAAGACAAGAUCGUCGUCGUCAUGGGAGCCACUGGGUGUGGCAAGACAAAACUCUCCCUUGAUGUCGCCACACGGUUUCAAUCAGAAAUCAUCAACUCCGAUAAAAUGCAAGUUUACAAAGGACUCGAUAUAACCACCAACAAAAUCCCGAUUCACGAGCGUAUGGGUAUCCCCCACCAUUUGCUCGGCUUCUUCAACCCGGAAGACGGCGAGGUGAGUCCUUCCGAGUUCCGUUUGACGGCUCGAUUAGCUAUAUCGGAUAUUGUUUUGAGACAAAAGCUGCCUAUGGUAGUUGGUGGGUCCAACUCAUUUAUUCAUGCUCUGCUUGUUGACCGGUUUAAUCCCGCAGUAGAUGUAUUCAGUGGGGCAUCUAACCAGGUCUCGACCCAGUUAAGUUACAACUGCUGUUUUAUAUGGGUGGACGUUUCAUUUUCUCUCCUCUGCGAUUACUUAUGCUUCCGAGUGGACGAAAUGCUGGAGGCGGGGAUGUUUAAGGAAUUAUUGGAGUACUACAGACGGGUAGACCCGAUGAGUCAACCCGGUUUGAGGAAAGCAAUCGGAGUGCCAGAGUUUGACCAGUAUUUUAAGAAGUAUCCACCGGGGACAGGAGGAGGGGAGUGGGAUGAGAAACGGAGACGAGCAUACGAGGAGGCGGUGACGGAGAUAAAGGAGAACACGUGUCAACUGGCGAAAAGACAGAUAAUUAAGAUCAUGAGACUGAAAGGGGCAGGUUGGGACUUACAGAGAGUGGACGCGACGGAGGCGUUGAGGGAGGCGAUGAAGGUGAGGAUGGCGUCAGAUGGAGGCAAAAAUAAUAAAAAAAGGAAAAGAAAGAAGAAGAAGAGGUGGAUGGAUGUUUGGGAGAGAGAUGUGAUGGAGCCAAGCAUGAAGAUUGUGAACCGCUUCUUGGAGGAGUGAGCAGAAAACAUUUCGGAGGAGAAUGAACGGUUACAGUCUUAGGACCCCCCGCCUCCAGGCUCCUAUAAAAUGAAUUUUUAUGUGGCAACCAGUACAUAGUCGAGAUCAGGGGCAGUAACUGUGCUAGCCCGCAAUCAUGCUGGCCACCCCAUGGGUUGGAGCUGCAAAAAAUGUCCAAGGUUAACUGAUACUUUGAUCCUAGAGGCUCUUGCUCGUAGAGAGGCUGUCUUAUUGGCUUCAGCGAAAGGUUUAGAUCCAGUGAUAAUAGAGUGAGACUAUAAACAGGUGAUUGCAUCAGCAAAUGGGGUAUUAAAUCUCAGCAACUUCGACAGCAUCAAGAUGGACAUCUCAUUCUUUUGUAAUUCCUUCAGAAACAUAGGCUUCCACCCUGUUGUUAGAAGUUGUAACUCAGCAGCUCAUUCAUUUACCCAAAGAGUAUUUCAUGAUGUCUCUUUUCUAUGUAAUCCUAUGGAGCAAGUCUCCUUUGUAUCCUCUUUGGCCUCUAGG
Hevea brasiliensis (rubber tree) is the source of this 1762-nucleotide messenger RNA. RefSeq names its product adenylate isopentenyltransferase. The coding region runs from base 161 to 1255 and encodes 364 amino acids. The transcript is spliced from 2 exons. The record is from RefSeq and is a predicted model, not a curated record. Gene Ontology annotation, biological process: tRNA modification; cytokinin biosynthetic process. Gene Ontology annotation, cellular component: mitochondrion. Gene Ontology annotation, molecular function: AMP dimethylallyltransferase activity; tRNA dimethylallyltransferase activity. Lineage: Eukaryota; Viridiplantae; Streptophyta; Magnoliopsida; Malpighiales; Euphorbiaceae.